This is a messenger RNA of Linepithema humile (Argentine ant), 2748 nucleotides long. RefSeq names its product CCR4-NOT transcription complex subunit 11 (gene Not11). Gene Ontology annotation, cellular component: CCR4-NOT complex. NCBI's taxonomy places the organism in Eukaryota, Metazoa, Arthropoda, Insecta, Hymenoptera, Formicidae. The record is from RefSeq and is a predicted model, not a curated record.
GAAAAAAUAAACUCUGAACUAGUGUAGCCAGUUCAGCUAUAAAGAACAGAUUUAAUAUAACCUCUGAGCAGAAGUCCAAAUUCAAUAAUAUUCUAUAAUAUUCUAACGCGCCUUACAUGGAUUUACCAAUCAGACUGUCAAAUGUAUAUAUCAAAUCACCGGAUUAAAUGUGAAGUCUCGUCCAAAACAAAGCGUAUUAUCGCUAACGUUUCACUUGUCACACGGUGAAGAUGCUUACUCCAAAAGAUACUACAAAAUUGCUGGAACUUGUCGAUGAGGAGAAGUUGGACACCAGUUUAGAAAGUCUCUGUAUCCAGUUGCACCAAAUCUUUUCCAAAGAAGAUCGCUUUGAGGUAGGAACAACGUUACUGCUACAGUUACAACAUAUUGAUUUAUUGCCGAAGCUCGUUCAACGUGUAAUAGCGUUGACAUUACUCUUUGACUUGUACAAAGGAGAGCCGUUGGCUUCCACGCCUUUUGCCAGUGUAUUUGUACAGGUAUUGAAGUCACAGGAAGACACUAAUAAUGGAAAGCUACCUACAGGUCACAUACCAUCUUUGUCUAAUUGCGAGAAGAAUUUACUGGUUAAUUUACUAGGAUACAAUCAAAAGGAUAUUAUGAAAAAAACACCGCGCCAAAUUGUUGACGAAUUCUCUUUUGCUCCUGUGCCAUCUAUCGAUUUAACCAACUUACAAUUACAAUUAGCAGAACAUCAAUCCGAGCUACCUUCUGUUAGUAAGUGCGGCAAUCCUGUAAUCCUGCCUGAUAUGGAUCACUCUAAAGGAACAGAAUUUGACAAGUCCAGUGUAAAGAACAUAACAGAAAUGCUUACUAGUGGUGAUCCACCUUUGUGCAGACAAAGUUAUCGUCCCGAGUUCUUGAGGCUAAUGCCACCACUUUUUCACUCCAUCAACGAAAUAGCUUGGAUGAACGUCACAGAGCCAACUCAAUUUAAAAUUGAGUAUGACACCAGUAUGUGCGUGUCGAAUUGUGCUGGUGCGGAAGCUCGUAAACUGAUGGGCAAGGCAUUCAAGAGUGUGCUAACGUUACAGCAACAACAGUACUUGGUCAAUGAAUUGGACAACGAUCCGAAGCUUGUUUAUCACAUUGGGCUCACGCCUAGCAAAUUGCCAGACCUAGUCGAGAAUAAUCCUCUAAUUGCCAUCGAAGUUUUAUUAAAAUUAAUGCAAUCCAGUCAAAUCACGGAAUAUUUCAGUGUGUUAGUGAAUAUGGAGAUGUCUCUUCACUCUAUGGAAGUUGUAAACAGAUUAACCACCACUGUGGACCUACCGACAGAAUUCGUCCAUUUAUAUAUCAGUAAUUGUAUAUCUACUUGUGAAACUAUUAAGGACCGUUAUAUGCAAAACCGAUUAGUACGACUCGUUUGCGUAUUUCUGCAGUCCCUGAUAAGAAACAAGAUCAUAAACGUGCAAGAACUAUUUAUCGAGGUUCAAGCAUUUUGCAUUGAGUUUAGUCGCAUCAGGGAAGCUGCUGCGCUAUUCAGGCUGUUAAAACAAUUGGAAUCUGGUGAUACUGGUGGGCUUAAUGCUCCACCUACAAAAAGUAAUAUAAGCAUAACAUAAUAAAAUAGAUGUGUUAACACAAUAUCAUGCUUUUGAAUAUUAGAAUUUACACUGUAAGAGACAUCAUUAAUUAAUUAUGUAAAUAAGUUCCAUAAAAAAAGAACUUAUUCCUACAUGUCCCACAUCGUAUUUUGAAACGUGUAUCUAAUUAGAUUGUAUAAUAUUGUAAGAUUAUAUCCAUAAAUUAUUAAAGAAAAAAAUAGCCUUUGAAAUUAUUUCCAAUCGUAUGUAAAAAAUCACGUUUAACAUACAUUAAAUAUCUUAAACAAAUUUUUAUUAAAAAUUUAUAUAUGAUUUCAACAUCAUGUGUUUAUAAAUGAAUUAAAUUAAUCAUAUAUACAUAGAACAUUGAGAAUAAUACAGGGAUGAUUGUGAAACGUAUUUUUAAAAUUUGAUAUAUUAUGUCUAUAUUAAUAUUUUAUAACAUAUUCUAUCGUGUAAUAAACAAAUAAAAGUCUUACAUGUGUAAAUGAGUUUUAUAAUUGUAAAAUUUUUACACUUUUGUACCUGUCGUAUUCCACACUCUCUUUCAAGUGGAUGACAAUAAUAAAUAUCGCAGUCGUACAAUUUUGCUACUUAUUUUACAAAUGGCCUUAUUGAUUAAUAUGUACAUUUCUCACAUUAGCAGUUGGUUUGUGAUAAUAACCUUUUAUUUUAUAUAUUUACAGGAUUGGUGCUGAAAAAAAAAAUAUAUAUGGAAUAAAAUUCUAUUAGAUGUAUUUGUUGUAUGUAUCAACUGCGUAACAAAUUUUGCAAUAUUAUAAUUACAAAUAUAUGUUGUAAUUUAGUGUCUUCGUAUGAAGUUCAUUUCCAAUUAAUUCGAGCAAUAUUCUUCAACUAUUCUUCUAUACAAGAUUAGGCAGAAUUGUACAGACUAUAACACUCCAAUCAACGCCAUAUGCUCGAUAUAAUUUUUAUAGAUUGACAUUUGCCUUAUUGCUGUUAUUAAUUUAACGAUAAUAAUUUGAUUUAUUAUCGACAGCAUCAUCGGUUUCACAAUUCAUAAAUAUUACAUACACGCUUCAAAAUUGAAUAUUUUAUACAUGCAAGACAAUUUUAUAUAUCGCAUCCCCGCAAAAAGUGACACAAGUCAAAAAUAUAAAAUUGUUCCCCGCAAUAAAAUUGCGUUAAUAAUAACGUUUCCUAUUAAUAAUAUCAUGAAUAG